AUGGAGGUGAGCGUCCUGUCGCUGCGGGACCUGGCGAGCGGCCGGCCGGGGCGGCGGGGCCGCGCCGAGGCGGCCCAGAAGGAAAACAUAUUUGAUCGAUCCAGGAUGGCUCCAAAAACUCCCAUUAAGAGUGAACCGGUUGAUUUAUCAAAGCAAAAAGGCUGCACCCCAGAAAGAAAUCCAAUUACACCUGUAAAGCUAAUUGACAGACCUCAGCCUGAUCCCUGGACCCCCACUGCUAACCUGAAGAUGCUUGUUAAUGCUGCUAGUCCUGAUAUGAGGGACAGGGAAAAGAAGAAAGAGCUCUUCAGACCCAUAGAAAACAGUGACCAGAGCGACACACCGGAUUCAUUACAGUAUGAUGUGGUAGAAGACAGCACGGUUGAUGAAUUUGAAAAGCAGAGGCCCAGCAGGAAACAGAAAAGCUUAGGCCUCUUGUGCCAAAAGUUCUUAGCUCGUUACCCAAGUUACCCAUUGUCAACAGAAAAGACUACUAUUUCCUUGGAUGAGGUGGCUUCCAUUCUUGGAGUUGAGCGGAGACGGAUUUACGACAUAGUGAACGUCCUGGAGUCCUUGCACCUGGUUAGCCGUGUGGCCAAGAACCAGUACUGCUGGCACGGCCGGCACAACCUCAGCCACACCCUGAAAACACUUCAGGAGGUAGGAGAGCUGCAGUAUGGGGAGCUAAUGGCCUUCUUCCAGCACAAGGAGCAGGACUUGGAGUACAAAUUUGGAGAACACAAAAAGGAGCCUGUUCCUGAUUCUCAAGACUGUCCCUUACUGGACUUCUCAGAACCAGACUGCACCUCUGCAUCUGCAAACAGCAGAAAGGACAAGUCCCUGCGGAUUAUGAGCCAGAAGUUUGUCAUGCUGUUCCUUGCCUCCAAGACCAAGAUAGUCACUCUGGACACUGCAGCAAAGAUUCUAAUAGAAGAGACCCAGGAUACAGUGGACCACAGCAAAUUUAAAACCAAGGUGCGCAGGCUGUACGACAUCGCCAACGUCCUCACCAGCCUGGCCCUGAUCACCAAGGUGCACGUCACGGAGGAGCGCGGCCGCAAGCCAGCCUUCAAGUGGAUUGGGCCCGUGGAGUUCCCUGCCCAGACUGAUGAGCCAAGAGGGCACAGCCCAUCCUCUGAUCCUCUGCCAGGGACACAGAGAGGAGCCUGUGGUAAUGGGCAGCACAAGUUUACACGUGGCGCUUCACUGAACUGCACACAGCCUUGUGGAGGGACCAGAAGGAAGGGCAGUUCUGAGCCCAGUAGCCCACAUCAAGAGAGGCCAGCCUGUGUUGUGAAUUCAGAUGAAUAUUGCUCCCAAAUGAUCAAUCCAGCAGCUGUCUGCAGGCAGGAAGUAGAGGAAGAUUUUAGGAAUAAAGCUUGUGCUACAGAAACAAAUCUAAAUUCAGCAAGGAACCCAAGCAUAGCCUCACCUCUCUCCCUUCUUCCAGUUCCUAUGGACUCUGAUUUUUGUGUCACCCCUUUGCCUCAGGCAGUUUUCCCCCUGGUGCAGGCAGAUGUGCCAAGCUUCUCGCUGCCAAAUGGCAUCAGCAGCCAAACUCUGCAUCCUUCCCCACCAGCAGUCACCAAAACAGAAAAUGAAAAGCCUGCCCUGCUCCCCAACCAACCCUUCCUGUGCUUCCCAUCUUCAUCCCUUUUAAUGUUGUAUGGCAGUCUUCAGGAAAACAACUUCAGGGAGACCACUGCGGGAGAUGCGGGAGGCAGGAGUGCCGUACCGCCAGCUGCCUGCCAGAAGCGCAGCUCCCACCAGUGCACAACACACUCUGCCCCUGGACAUGAUGAAGAGCCAGCUUCUAAAAAGCAAAACUUGGAAGAGAGUGAUGUGCCCCUCUCACUUGUAAUACCUAAGAAGCCUUCUGAGCCAGCUAAGGCAGCAACUACACCAGGAAGUGGCUGUGCCUCUGCUGAGCACCUAGAAGGUUUUCAUCUUGACCAUACAAGUCCUGUUGCACCAGAAGCUACAGACAAGGAGUCUAGCAGGCCUUUAGAUUCUCAAAAGCAAGAAAAAUGUUGUCAAAAUGAAGACCUUGGUGAACCCUCUCUAGGAAGAGAGCACAUCUCUAAGGAAAAUGGCAGUCAGCCUUUCCUACCACAGUAUCUUUAUGUUCAGCCUACUGCAGGAUUAAGCAAUUUUAACUUGCUGUUGUCUGCAAACCAAGCCCCUGGUGGUAUCAGCCUGGCUGCAAGCCCAUUGCCUUCUGUGGGUGUCCCCUGUGUCAUGGUGCCAUCGGCAGCUCUGGCUUCCUUCCCUCUCGUCUGCUCUCCUGCGCUCCCCAGUUCUCUUUCCCCGGCUCCCGAUGGCUCCUUCUCAGCUGCCAGCUCUGUCAAUUUCAGCGUGCCUGGCCUGGCCUCAACCACGCCUGUUCUCAUAGGCACCACCGCUGUGCUCACUCCCAAGGUGUCACCCACACCUUUGGUGGAUCCCCAGCAGCCAGCCCAGCCUGCUCUGCACCUGAGUCCUGUGCUGGCAAGAUCCUGCACUGCUGUGAAGCUGGACUCCCCUGUCUGUAUGGGGCACCCCGUCACCCUUCUGAAGCUGCAGCAGCCUUCGUCUGCUCCCCUCACUCCCAAGAGCAUUCGUCCCGCGUGCCACGAGGCGUUCUUCAAAACUCCCGGCAGCCUCGGAGACCCUGCCUCCUGCAAGAAGAACGAGGGCACCCAGCCCAGGAAUGCCAGCUCUGUGCAGAGGAGACUGGAAAUCUCUAGUACCACUGCUGACUGA
This is a messenger RNA of Dryobates pubescens (Downy woodpecker), 2742 nucleotides long. RefSeq names its product E2F transcription factor 7 (gene E2F7). The transcript has 12 exons. Gene Ontology annotation, cellular component: RNA polymerase II transcription regulator complex. The coding region runs from base 1 to 2742 and encodes 913 amino acids. Gene Ontology annotation, molecular function: RNA polymerase II cis-regulatory region sequence-specific DNA binding; DNA-binding transcription factor activity, RNA polymerase II-specific. NCBI's taxonomy places the organism in Eukaryota, Metazoa, Chordata, Aves, Piciformes, Picidae. The record is from RefSeq and is a predicted model, not a curated record. Gene Ontology annotation, biological process: regulation of transcription by RNA polymerase II.